AUGUCUGCCACCAUCACAGACUUGGAACUACGAGACCGAUAUUUAUCACUUUCUCUUCUGGACGUACACAAUAACACAGCACGGCUAUCGUCUUCCCUUUCUAGUUUGGAGGUUAGACAGCAGCAACAGAUGAAGUGUGAGAUCCAAACACUGACAAAUUCCCAACAGCAUGACAUUACCACACUGAAUGAUACAAUUACUCAUCUUAAGAAUCGUGUUCAAUCCAAUGUAGGUUUUACAGCUGGGAUAAUGGGACAGUUAUACGGGCGACAUACAUAUACAGGUGGAGAAACAGUCAAAUUUUCAAAUAUCAUAUACCAGGUUGGAGGAGGAUACAACCCUACAACAGGAGUGUUUACUGCCCCAAAGGCAGGGCUCUAUCUUAUAUUCUGUACUAAUGUGGCAUAUAAUGAUGAAUCCUUCUGGACAAAAAUAAUGAUUAAUGGUUCAAUUAAGGCAGGAGCCAUGGCGUAUCUUGAAUCCUCUACCAUACAUGCCUAUCAGUCAGCCUCCAACCUUGUCGUCCACCAGUUACAGUUAGGAGACAGAGUCUGGAUACAAGUACACAGUGGUAGUCAUCUGUAUUCAUAUUCUACAGAUACAACCUUUUCUGUGAUCAUGAUUAAUGCAUCAGAUUAA
Molecule: messenger RNA, 639 nt
Organism: Saccostrea cuccullata (small rock oyster)
Lineage: Eukaryota; Metazoa; Mollusca; Bivalvia; Ostreida; Ostreidae
Product: complement C1q and tumor necrosis factor-related protein 9-like
Exons: 2
Coding region: 1-639 (212 amino acids)
Molecular function (GO): protein binding
Source: RefSeq, a predicted model, not a curated record